Belonocnema kinseyi is the source of this 4551-nucleotide messenger RNA. RefSeq names its product E3 ubiquitin-protein ligase SIAH1-like. Lineage: Eukaryota; Metazoa; Arthropoda; Insecta; Hymenoptera; Cynipidae. Bases 822 to 1661 code for a protein of 279 amino acids. The record is from RefSeq and is a predicted model, not a curated record. Gene Ontology annotation, cellular component: cytoplasm. The transcript has 5 exons. Gene Ontology annotation, biological process: multicellular organism development; proteasome-mediated ubiquitin-dependent protein catabolic process. Gene Ontology annotation, molecular function: ubiquitin protein ligase activity; ubiquitin conjugating enzyme binding; zinc ion binding.
CGUACUUAACCUACGCUCUAAGCAAUUGAUCUCCAUUUAUAAUUUAAUUUCCAUAUCAGGAUUCUCUCAAAAGAUAUCUAUUUCAUCCGCAAAAAAUGCACGAAACGAUAAAUUCCCUAUAAAUAACAAAAAACCGAAAGAAAUACUGAAAAUCUUCACUUGAUAAAAAGCCAGAUGUGGGGUGGGAAUGCAGCUAUCUCCUCGGUGUGGAUGUGGUUGUGCAAUUGACUAUGCACUUUGUGUUGUGAAUGCAUCCUAAAAACGACAAUGGCGGCCUCGUUUGAUCUGCAGUGUGCGUAAUCUGAUCAAUGAAUAAGCAUCGUAGUGUCGUCGUGUUAAUUAAUUUUGAGUUUUCGCCUGGAAUCUGGAGUACACGAGAGGCGAUCGAGCGGCUAUGAUUCUUUCAAGAACAUCGCGAGCAUUCCUGCGGAUGGUGUUGCCUCCUCGGCUGCGACUUCUCGGGAUGUAGCUCGGCCUUAAGACAAUUAUAGGUCUGACCCGAUCAUCGAUGAAUCUUUACAAGUCGUUUUAUACGCUUUCUUCAAGACCUCCGAAAUUGAGUCUCACGAGGACCUGCUGGGUGUCAUCAAAUUCACCAUCGCCGUCGCUACGCUUAAGUGCCUUCUGCCAAACACUUUAGUUUCCUUAGCCCAGAUCACGUAACACUCAAUUCUCAGCUGCAAGUUGCAACGACUCACGCUUCUGCAUUCUUUUUAUUUUAGGUAUAAUUUAAGAAAAUUGUGCAGGAAUGUUCCACUGCUGCGACUGAGCCCACAAAGUCCACAAAGUGCUCUGCUUUGGAACACAACUUUCAAAAAAACAUGUCCCAGCUAACCCUAAACACUGGAAAGCGAGGAAGAGGUGUUGCAAGCACCUCGGCUUCAGCUGUGUCGGCGUUAAGUAGUUCGACCGACCUAGCCAGCCUCUUCGAAUGUCCAGUUUGUUUUGAUUACGUAUUGCCACCGAUAUUACAGUGCCAAAGUGGACAUCUUGUCUGCAGCAAUUGCAGACCAAAGCUAACGUGUUGUCCUACUUGUCGUGGGCCUUUAGGUAAUAUUCGUAAUCUUGCCAUGGAGAAAGUAGCGAGCAACGUUAUGUUUCCAUGCAAGUAUUCCACCAGUGGUUGCACCGUUUCUCUGGUGCAUACUGAGAAGCCAGACCACGAAGAUGCUUGCGAAUACCGUCCAUACAGCUGUCCCUGCCCGGGUGCUUCCUGCAAGUGGCAAGGUUCAUUGGAACAAGUAAUGAACCAUCUUGUACUCAGUCACAAAAGUAUCACGACUCUUCAAGGAGAAGAUAUCGUAUUUUUAGCAACUGAUAUUAAUCUACCUGGAGCUGUUGAUUGGGUAAUGAUGCAAUCCUGUUUUGGUCACCACUUCAUGCUUGUUCUUGAAAAACAGGAGAAAUAUGAUGGGCACCAACAGUUUUUCGCCAUUGUUCAACUAAUUGGUUCGAGGAAACAAGCAGAAAAUUUUGCUUAUAGGUUGGAAUUGAAUGGCCAUCGGCGACGUUUAACCUGGGAAGCGAUGCCGCGAUCGAUCCACGAAGGUGUUUCGUCGGCAAUUCUCAAUUCAGACUGCCUUGUCUUUGACACCUCCAUCGCUCAGCUUUUCGCAGACAAUGGAAAUUUGGGUAUCAACGUGACCAUUUCAAUGGCAUGAUGAAAGUCCUUAGAAUCUACUUUCCACGUGCGUCACGCGAUCUCUGAGAAAUGGCUGGACGAUGGAUCCCAUCUGUUCAGGGCUGCUCGACUUGAUGCGGAUGCAAGUCGCACAGAUUUAGAAUGCUCUGUUCUAGGUACGUUUGUGAGGAUUCAUUAUCAAAGCGCUCAUUUUAAACAAUGACAGCUGGAAAGCUUUAAACGAUGUAUAUUUGUGAUACUGUCAUUCUAAACUAUAUCUUGUAAUAUACCUAUCGUGUGACUACAUUUCAUACCGACAAUGGUUUCUAAUUUUAUUUACUUACUGGUGUUCUUCGCGCGUUUACGUCAUCAUCAAGUGGUCUGACAUAUUUCAAGUACAUCUGCAUUGACCCAGUAUCUGAAUUUAAUUUAAGAAUUUUAUUCGUUAUCUACAUAUUUAUUUAAUUAAUAAUCUACGCUACUCUUGAAACCACGUUUGAUAAAUGACAUCAACGCGAAGCAACUCAUGACUGAAAAUUCACUUUUAGAUCACACACGAAUCUAAUGUUGUACGAAGUUUGUACUUUCGUUGUUACUUAUAAACGUCGAAAGUUGCAGAGAUGUAGAGAAAGCACGUUCCGUAUUUUCGAAAUUUUAGUACGAAAUCUGGGGUUUUUCUUUCUUUCUUGGAAGCAUUUUCCAGAAAUUAAAAUCGCUUUAAAUUUAUCAUUUCGUCUGAGUGUUUGAAAUUUGAUUUCCUUUAACUGGCCAUAAAGGUAUUGUAAAAAAAUUCCGAAAAUAGAAAGAUACGUUUUAUUAACUUCGGAGCACUCGCAUUAAAAUGUCUUUUUCUUAAAUUUUCAAUCCUUAGUUCAGUUUCUCUAAUUUCAUCCUCUAAAAUCAUACGAAUGCUCCUAGGUUUAGAAAUUCGUGCUUGCGUCCGUUGUUGCUUUUUCUAAGCAUAAAUACAUAAUUUUGUAUUGAGUACAAUAAGAACUCACGAAUAACUUCGACUUGUACAUAAUAUAUUUGUUACAAGUUACAGAUAAAUGCCUAUCUUUUAAUAUGAAGACAAAACAUGCUUGCAAAUUUUUUUACGCGGUUUUUCAACAAAAAAACAAAAAAACGUGACAACUAACAAUUUUCUCCGAAAAAUUUACAUAAUUUAUUGUCUCGUUACAUUGGUUUACAGUGAAUUUAGCUUCGAGAAACCAUAAAAUGAAAACCCGUGUUUAUAAGACUUUUAAGAGUCUCGACUCUAAUUAAUACGUAAAGCAUCAAGAAAAUAUCUUUCGAAUCCUACAUGACUGAAAAUGACUUAAUAACUUGUACUUUAAAGAUACAUGUUUAAUCCUUAUAGAUCUGACAAAUAAUUGUCAAAAGCUGAUUACAGUUGACUAAAAAUUCAAAUUUAAGCUGAAGAAGGAACAAUACCAGUUAUGGAUAGUAUUAUUUUUACAUUACUUAACUUUUAAGUUUGCAAAUGCUUGAGCUAAUGUUCUUUGCAAAAAAUAUACAAUUAGGCCUGCACCUAGCCUAAAAAGAAAACCAUAAUAAAAAAAUUCGAGUCAUCACAAAGAUUACUAUUAAAUUUGUUUGAAAAUCUUGCUAUGCACGAAGAACGUAAAAUUUGCAAACCAGUCCCUCGUCUGUAAAUAAACCGUACUUGAUAUAAAAUGAUAAAAUGUAAAUUGAAAUUUCUGACGUAACAUUAGUCUAAGAAAUUAUAUUUGCGCGUAUUGUAUUGUACGCGUAUAAGUAAGUAAAUAAAUAAAUUAGUAUAAUAAUAUCCACGUAUACAAUGUACGAUGAUAUUAUUUAAUAUAGAACUGAAAUUUACUUUAGAGGCGAAAUUGAUUAAGACUUUGAUUCAAAUUGGAAAUGAUUGCGACGUCUAUUAAGUUAGGAGAAACUAAGUCAAGAUGUGUUAUCUGUUUCUUUGAAGAAAUCUGUGAAAGAAGCAAGCUUACUGAUUGCGAAUAAAAAUUAACUUUUUUUUUCUUACUGAAGCUUGUCGUCCGAAUAAACCCUCUUAAACGUGUUAAAUAGGUUUUACGGCACUAAUAUUUAAGUGUACAUACCUUGAUAGUUUUUAACACGUACGUCUGCGUUUUAUUACGACUAAUUUAUUAUUUGAUUUUUUUAGGAAAUAAUAGUGUUCUGUUGUCCGCAGUUGAUAAUUAGAAGUGUUUAUUGAGUUCUACGGCACAAUUUAAUCUAGUUAAUCCCUUCGUUUGGCCAUAGAAAAAUUUCGAUUGAAGAAAGAUGGGUUGACCUAAAAAAAACUUCUUUCACGAAAUCAUUACAAAAUCUCUUCUGUUAAGCUUGCAAGUGACGGCAACAGUGCCACUAACUUGGAAUUAUUGGGUUUUUGUGAUUUGAAUAUAAUAUUAAUGAAAAAUCACACAAUAAAUAAAGAAUGCGUUUUCUCAUUAAUAUUGUAUUUUGAAAAUUCAGAAGAUUUUUUUCCACACUAAAAAUGAUUCUUGCAUAAUUUAGGAUCUAGACUGAGAAUAUUUGCUUUACGGACUAGUCCAAUAUUUUGAAUUUAUUAAAAUCCUGUUUUAUUAGAGAGUUUUAGAUUUUUUUAUAAGUUAUAAUUAGUUGGCUUUUCUUCAUUUAAGAAAUGUUGCUGCUUGGCAGAAGUGUUUUGAAGCAUUAAGAAAAGUAUCUAGUGAAAUAUGAAUUGGAUAUGUUAAACCUGUUAGAAUUUACAUCUGCCAGUCGAUAAAUUCCGCUAUUCGAAAUUUCGAAUAAAAAACAUUUCUUAAAUUUGAGAAAUGAGAAGAAGGGAACAUGAUGUACGAUUAUACAAAAUUCAACAUACUGUCGAUGGAACACAUUUAUUUAACUGUGUAAAUACAAAUUGUACGACAGUAAAAUGUUCAAUAGUGUAAAAGCAUCAAUAAAUUCUUUUAUAAAGCGAUGAA